This is a messenger RNA of Colossoma macropomum (tambaqui), 1495 nucleotides long. RefSeq names its product IMP U3 small nucleolar ribonucleoprotein 4 (gene imp4). NCBI's taxonomy places the organism in Eukaryota, Metazoa, Chordata, Actinopteri, Characiformes, Serrasalmidae. Gene Ontology annotation, cellular component: Mpp10 complex; nucleolus; small-subunit processome. Gene Ontology annotation, molecular function: snoRNA binding; rRNA primary transcript binding. Gene Ontology annotation, biological process: rRNA processing. The record is from RefSeq and is a predicted model, not a curated record. The transcript has 9 exons. The coding region runs from base 86 to 961 and encodes 291 amino acids.
GCAUUGUCCAGUAGGAAGCAGCGAGAGGAGGCGGUCGCUCAUGAACGCAGCACGUGUGAGUGAAGUGGAGGAAUAGAGGUGCAGGAUGCUUCGACGCGAGGUCCGGCUCAGGAAGGAGUACCUGUACAGGAAGGCCCAGGAGGACAGACUGCGCUCCAUCGAGGAGAAGAAAGAGAAACUCAAAUCCGCAUUAGAUGAGAACCGUCUUAUACCCACUGAAGUUCGCAAAGAGGCGUUGCAGCUCCAGAAGCUGUUGGAGUUUGAUGAUGAGGGUGGAGAAGGCGUCAGCUCUCAUAUCGACGAUGAAUACAAGUGGGCCGGUGUGGAAGACCCUAAAAUCAUGGUCACAACUUCCAGAGACCCAAGCUCCAGGCUUAAGAUGUUUGCUAAGGAAGUGAAGCUUAUGUUUCCAGGGGCCCAACGCAUGAACAGAGGAAACCAUGAAGUUAACUCGUUAGUACACGCCUGCAAGGCCAACAGCGUCACUGACCUCAUCAUAGUCCAUGAGACUAGAGGGCAGCCUGACGGUUUGGUCGUGUGCCACCUUCCCUUUGGACCAACAGCAUACUUCACUCUGUACAAUGUAGUAAUGAGACAUGAUGUCCCAGACAUUGGCACCAUGUCCGAGGCCUUCCCUCACCUCAUCUUUCACAACUUCACCUCUCGUCUGGGCAGGCGGGUGUCCAACAUCCUGAAGUACCUGUUUCCUGUACCCAAAGAGGACAGCAGACGUGUUAUGACGUUCGCUAAUAAAGAUGACUUCAUCUCCUUCCGACAUCACACUUACAAGAAGACUGACCACAAGAACAUUGAGCUGACAGAAGUUGGACCCAGAUUUGAAAUGAAAUUGUACAUGAUCAAGCUGGGCACUCUGGAGAACGAGAACACAGCGGAUGUGGAGUGGCGCCACCAUGCGUACACGCGCACGGCCAAAAAGAGGAAGUUUUUAAGUGUGGAGUAGCAACACGUCACUGUGGAUAUUGUGUGCAAAGCCUUUGUGGCUUGUUCACAUUGCUUCUCACAGAAUUUUCUCAGUGAGAAUAGAGUGGGAGGAAAUCUAAUGUUCAUUUUUAUCAAAGCAAAUUAUCCAGACUCAUGUGCCACAUAAUACAUACUGAUUUUCAGCCUGUCGUACCAGUGCAGUGGGUCUUAUUCCUAAUCCAACAGUGUUCCUGACUCAGCUCAGAAUAUCCAGUGAGUUGAAGUAGGGAAACUCACAGUUGUGCAGUGCAUUUGGUCCCCUGGUGCUGAAACACUGUCUUUUUUGGUGAAUGCUGUACAUAAAGGGUAUGUAGGUUACUGACCUGAUUGAGGUCUGUGCUACUCAGACACACCUUUAGUAUUUAUUCAUGUUCUCUGAUGUUCCUCUGUGUGUUCCUCAUGAUUUUGAUGGCGUAAACUUGCCGACCGAUGCUUGGUGGAGUAAUGUUAUGCUCAGUUUUGUACCAAACUGUUGAAUAUCUCCAGUUACAUUAAAUUCAAAGUUUUGAUCACA